CUCCCCCUCCACCCUUCUUCCGAAUCCGAAUCAUCCUUGUCAUAUCGCUAAAGUUAUUGCUUAUUUUACGAAUUAUUAAAUUAUUUUAGUUUAUUUUUUGUUACUUUAUAGUUAAUUUUAACAAAAACGUAUCGAUAGACAAAACAAACUAGUGGUAGAGUUACACGAAUAACUCUCGACCUCAGGCUUCGGCCUGCGGUCUUAACAACACCGUAACCACAAAAAAAAAGACGCAUAAUCCGCAAAAUUCUCUGCCAUACUUCCUCCAAUAUAACGCAACUAUUUCAUAAUAUUAUAUUUAGUUAUACCGUAAACAUGUCUCAGUGGAACAAUACUUACGCUUACAACAACCAAUACCAGGCCUGGAAUGGUGAUCCCAAUGUCCAAUAUGUGAACCAAGGCUACUACCCAAACAGAGCGGACCAACCUAAUCAAUAUGUGAGCUUUAAUGAAUUUCUUUCUCAAAUGCAAAACAAUGCAGCGCCCAGUACUAGCAACUAUAGCAAUGUUCAAUAUGAAAACUACCCUCCAGGGCAGUACAAUUACCAGAACAUACCUACUACUGCCCCCCAGAAUCCUCAGUUAGAAAAUUAUGGUUAUGCAGCUCAAACCUCUAAUGUCCCCAGUGGCUCAGAAUCUUACCCCAUGAAUAUGCAAAGCCAAUAUGCUCCAGCGGCAAACAAUCCUAAUGUGUAUACUAAUGCUAUGAUAUUGAAAUCUAAUCUCACUCCAACAGCCACUGAGUUUGUGCCAAAAAGUUCUAUGAUGAAACCUUCAGUUAGCAGUCAGAACAUUCCUGAAUCUAGUACUGUACGUGAUGAUAAUGAAUCUAGAAAUAAUUAUAGCAAUGUAAAUGAAACUAGGAAUCAAUUCAAUAACUCUAAUGGGUCUAGAAAUACUUACCCCAGUACAAGUGAACCCCGAAGUGUUGGUGGUAGUUCAUCAGACACAAACUGGAGAGAAAGGCCACAGAGUACACAGCAGGUUAAUGAACCAAGCCACAAAACUGAAUCUUACCAACGCACUCAAGAACCCUCAAGAAAUCAAGAAUCCACUAGCCGUCAUCGAGAUAAUAACUAUCGCAACAAUGAAUCUAAUGCAAGGCACCAUGAUACUAGCAGUCGUAAUCAAGAAGGUAACAGCCGUAGCCAUGAAGCUAACAGUCGGAACCAAGAAGGUAACGGUCGAAACCAAGAAGGUAACGGCCGCAAUCAUGAGGUAGAAUCCAGGCAAUAUGAAUCUAGUAACCGGCAGCAGGAUUCCAAUAGCCGGACCUAUGAGGCCACCAACCGCAACUAUGAGAAUACAAGCAACAAAAGAGGCCAAACAAAAUCAAAUUAUAAAUCAAAGUCUAAAGAUGAUGCCCGCACAUUCUACAACAGUUCUAUUAGUAAAGACAGCCAAGAUGUGAGGAAUGGAAGAGGGGAAUCUUCUGGGCGGGGUAAGAAUUGGGUGGGCACUCCUCGUCUACGGGCCAUGGAACGCAACAGCACAGAAGAUGAGCAAUAUGCCAAUACAUACUUACAAGGCAGGGAGGAUAGAGUGGAAAGAGACAACAGAGAUAGGGAUCAUUCAAAUAGAGAACGAGAUGUUCGAGAACCGAAUAGAGAUGUACGAGAUAAAGAUAGAGGAGAUGUGCGAGUAAGGGAUAGAGAUAGAGAACGCAAUGUACGCGAAAGGGACAGAGAUAGGGGGGAGCGUGAUGUAGCAGAUAAAGAUAAGGAACGGGAUAUUCGCGAUCGUGAUAGAGAACACAGAGAGCUGGAGAGAGAACAUAGACACAGGGAAAGAGAGAACAGAGAAAAAGAGAGAGAACAUAGAGAAAAAGAAAGAGAUAACAGAGAGAGGGAAAGAGCUAUAAAAUCUGAACAUAUUCCCAGUCCUGCUCGGUCUAAGGCACGAUUUUUUUAUGACCAAGCUAAUAAGGAGAUGACCCAACGUGAGCGCCUCACUGAACAGUUGGAUAAAGGAACGUUGGAAUGUCUAGUCUGCUGUGAACGAGUGAAACAAUAUGAUCCGGUCUGGUCGUGCAGCAACUGUUACCAUGUCCUACAUCUUAGGUGCAUUCGGAAAUGGGCUAUGAGCAGCAUGGUUGAGAGUAAAUGGCGCUGCCCAGCGUGCCAGAACACAAACGAGACUAUACCGACAGACUACCGAUGUAUGUGCGGCGCGGUCCGUACUCCCGAGUUCCAGCGCGGCGCCGUGGUCGCCCACACGUGCGGGCGCUCCUGUCGCCGCCCGCGCUCCUGCCCCCACCCCUGCACCUUGCUCUGUCAUCCGGGACCAUGUCCACCUUGCCAGGCUACUGUUAUGAAGUCUUGUGGUUGUGGAGCGGAGAAUCGCUCAGUGCUAUGCAGCAGUAAGUUGCCACAAGUGUGUGGUCGCGUCUGUGGACGAACUUUGGAGUGCGGCGUGCAUAAGUGUACCCAGAGCUGUCAUGAUGGACCUUGCGAAACUUGUACUGAGAUGGUUGAACAAGUAUGCUACUGUCCGGCUGCGAAGGCCCGCUCCGUGGCGUGCACGGCGGAGUGCGGCGGCGCCGUGCUGUGGUCGUGCGGGGAGGCGUGCGGGCGGGUGCUGGCGUGCGGGGCGCACGUGUGUCGCGCGCCGUGCCACGCCCCGCCCUGCCAGCCCUGCGCGCUACUGCCGCAGUAUGUCACCACCUGCCCCUGCGGGAAUACCAAGUUAGCUAAAGAUUCUCGCAAGAGCUGCACGGAACCGAUCCCGCUGUGUGGCAACAUUUGUGCGAAACCACUAUCGUGUGGCCCGGCUGGGGACAAACACUUCUGCAAGAUCAAUUGCCAUGAAGGUCCGUGUCCCGAGUGCCCGGACAAGACAGUGUUACAGUGUCGCUGCGGACACUCCAGUCGCGAGGUGCCGUGUGUGGACCUGCCACAGAUGUACAACAAUGUGUUCUGCCAGAAGAAAUGCAAUAAGAAAUUGUCGUGUGGCCGACACCGCUGCCGCACGGUAUGUUGCGCGGCGACGUCGCACCGCUGCGCCGUCGUCUGCGGCCGCACGCUGGCCUGCCAGGCGCAUCGCUGCGAGGACUUCUGUCACACUGGUCACUGCGCGCCCUGCCCUAGACUCAUAUUCGAGGAGCUGUCGUGCGCGUGCGGCGCGGAGGUGUUGUUCCCGCCGGUGCGGUGCGGCACGCGCGCGCCGGCCUGCGCCGCGCCGUGCGGCCGGCCGCGCGGCUGCCCGCACCCGCCGCACCACUCCUGCCACUCGGGGGACUGCCCGCCCUGCGUCGUGCUCACCACCAAGCGGUGCCACGGGAACCACGAGGAACGAAAAACAAUACCGUGUUCCCAAGAAGAGUUCUCGUGCGGUCUACCCUGUGGAAAGCCCCUUCCUUGCGGCAAACACACUUGUAUAAAGACUUGCCAUAAAGGACCCUGUGAUACUGGCAAAUGCACCCAGCCGUGCACGGAGAAGCGUCCGUCGUGCGGCCACCCGUGCGCGGCGCCGUGCCACGCGGGCGGGGGCGACCCCACGCCGUGUCCCAGCGCCGCGCCCUGCCGCCGCCUCGUGCGCGCCACCUGUCCCUGCUCGCGGCGGCACGCCGAGCGGACCUGCGCCGACAACGCCCGGGAUUAUGCCAAGAUGAUGAGCGCUCUAGCGGCUACCAAGAUGGCCGAGGGAGGUACAGUUGACGUAUCCGAAGUGCAGCGCCCUAGCAAUAUGCUCAAAACUUUGGAGUGCGACGACGAGUGCCGCGUAGAGGCGCGCACGCGUCAGUUGGCGCUGGCCCUUCAGAUCCGCAACCCCGACGUGUCGGCCAAGCUGGCGCCGCGCUACAGCGACCACGUCCGCACCACCGCCGCUAGAGAACCUGCCUUCGCUAACCAAGUGCAUGACAAACUUACCGAGCUCGUGCAAUUAGCUAAAAAGUCAAAACAAAAGACUCGUGCGCACUCGUUCCCGUCAAUGAACAGACAGAAGCGUCAGUUUAUACACGAGAUGUGCGAGCACUUCGGUUGUGAGAGCGUGGCCUACGAUGCUGAACCCAACAGGAACGUCGUGGCCACCGCUGAUAAAGAAAAGUCAUGGCUACCAGCAAUGAGCGUGAUGGAGGUGCUAGCCCGCGAGGCAGGCAAGCGUCGUGUCCCGGGCCCCGUACUCCGCGCCCCGCCCGCCGCACUGGGCUCCUCGGGGCCCACCGCCGGCCCUUCACAGACGACUAACUCUGCUCCCAAUAAAUCAUCUAGCGGCUGGGCGACUUUAACUUCAACAAACGCUUGGGCUGCUCGCAGCCAGCCGAAGCAGCCAAGCCAGCCACAACCGCCGGCCGAAAAAAUCGACUACUUCGACAACCCGCCCGACAACUAGUCGACUAGCUCAAAUUGUAGCGUAGGUACGUACACUCAGUGCAUUUUAUACGCAACAUUUACCUUAAUUUUUGCUCUGGCAACCUUUAAUUUUAGCCAGGUGCCAUUUUGAUUUAGCUGUGUAUUAUACAAGAGCGUUAUGUAAGCUGUGGUCUUAAUUUGAACAUCGAAUUGUAUUGUUAUAAUUACCACACUUACCGUUAAUGAUAUUGGAGGAAAAAUCUAUGUAAUCCAAAGGGGGAUUUAGAACUAACAUUAUCACUUAUUACUUAGUAAAGCUAAAAGCAUGUCAAUUUUCAUUGUAUUUAUGGCUUGGAACUCAAGUUAUAGAAUUAUAAUCUAUAGUUAUAUUGCAAUUGUCAGCUGAUUUUUUUCCUUAUUAUAAUCAGUUGUAAUAUCAAGCAAAUUAUUAUAAUUAUUACAUUACCAAGUUCCUGAUAUAGUGAUCUCCCAGUUAUUUAUAUAUUUAUGUACUAAUGUAGUAGAUUUAAUCCACACAGCUUUUUUCUUCUUUUUUAAUGCACUGAGUGUAUAUCGACAGACAAUAGAGUCAAUUUUAUAAAUGUUUACUAUUCUUAUUGUAAUGUAUUGUACACUAAAUCAAAAUAUCAGAUAGAUUAAUACAUAGAUUUUUAUGGGGCUAUUACCAUAUUGGGGUGGAUGGAAAGCCAAGUGAAUGGAGACAGUAAAGGGUUCAUACCUAUAAAAAGAUGAAUAGGGCAUGUGUUCAAGAAAAUACUCUUACUUAUCCUUAUUUAACUAUUUAGAGACUUAAUUGACCACAUGUCAUAUUCAUUCCAUGUUAUGGUUCCCUUUCAAUGUAUAGUUUCCAUGUGUCCUCGAAUUUCCAUCCACCCCAUUCUAACCAAUAAAUUUCAUUCGGCGUCUUUAUGAAUUUACAGCGGAGGAAAGUCUGCUUUUCGCAUAAUUAAAUUAUAAAUAUAUUAAUGAAUAAUUCCAAAUUGUAUGUGCCUAUACACAAUAGUAAAUGCCGUUGAAUUACCGAAUUAUCGCCACAAGUCUUGAAAAUAUCAAUGACUGGCAGUUUGUAUUGUGUGUAGGAACUUAAAAAAAAAAUUAGCACAAAAUGUGAAGCACCUUAUAUUAAAAAGCUGGACCCCUUUACCCAUCCUAAUAAAUAAGCAGCAACUUGAAUUAUUUAUAGAACAAAAAUAAUAUAUCCUACAAAGCACCUCACCAAGUCCUGAAAUGACACACAAUUAAAUAUUAUUUAAGUAAGGUAUUUCAGAUAUUUACCUAAAUGUUUAGAAAUUAAUAAUCGUAUAGAUUCGUGUUAUUAUUGUUACCCGACUAUAGUUGGUUGAUUUUAGCCAAUAUUUACAUAGUUACAGCAUUAACCAAGCGUGGUAUUUUUAUUUUAUUGAGACGACUGUGCGUUAUACUUAAAUAACCACGAUUUAGAUAGAAUAAUUCAGUUAUUUGUUAUAAGCCCUAUGCGAGCCCCUGCAGGCUAUAGUCGGGUUUUAGUUUUAAUAAAUGUCUAUACAUGGAGCUCCCAGUAUAUAAUAAUUGCGGAUGAUACAAUAUUUGUGGUCUAACCAAGAAUUUGUAUCAAUCUCAAUACACAGUCCAUGCCUACUCCCAACUUAGUUGGGGUAAGCCGAAUGAUAGAAAUAGAGCUUUAUUCUUUGUUACUAAACUCCAUUAUCUCUGCCCAUACUUUGGAAGAGAUUUAAUACGUCCGUUAAACGUAUUUUUUUACUCUUAUCCAGUACUGGGCGCACCAUGCAUCAAUAUUCCUUUGAAUAAAACAUAUUCUGGUAAUUGUGAUAAAAUAAAAUACAAAAAAAAAACAGUAUACUAGUUGAAUGUUUAAUUGUUUAAUUACCUACCCUGAAUGUUGUAUAUGCAAGCCUUAAUAACGAUGCACGUUUUUAUAGCUAUCAGUAUAUUAAUAAGGCCUCUUUCAUUGAACUGUUCAGAAACAUUGCGUUCAUAUAUUAAUACAUAAAGUAUACUAUUUAUAUGGCCAAAUAGAUGUUUAUAUAUUUAGAUAUUUUUCAUAAAGAGAUACAUCAUUAAAUGUUACCACGUACAAUAGAAUUUAAAACAAUUUACUUGUUGUUGUUAUACUUAUUAUGUUUCUGCCGUAUAUUUUUGUAAUUAUUUUGUUCUACUGGCCUAAGUCCGAUUUCAUUUGAUUUGUUUGUUAAAGCUAUAAUGGCUGGCACCAAAACUGUCAACAUUUUAGUGGUGGGCUUAAGUUCUUACACUUACUUGUCUUCACGUUAUUUAUUACAUUUAAUUUCAAAAUGCUUUCAAAUGGUUUUUUCCUUUUUCUACAAUGCGCAAACUUUCUCCCACCACGGAAAAUCUUGCCAUCUUUGCUGCCGGGGACUAUUGUGUAGUUGGACUCUAUUGUAAAACUUCACAGGCCAAUAGGUUCUGAUUUAAUAUUUUGACUUGUUUUUGAGACACCAACACAAAAAUAUUUCAAUAGAAAGUUGAUACGAGAAAAAAGUCCUAAUACGAGAAAUAGUUGUUUUAAUGAGGGUCUAUACACGGCUACACUAACUAGGGGCGUUAAUGCGGCGUAACUUCAAUUGGCCAAUCUUAAAUUAUCUUACACCUCAAUAGCGCCCACUGAUUAUAAUAAAAUUAAAAAAGCACAAAAAGGAAAAUGUUGCAUGAAUCAUUUGUAUUAUUAUACUGUUUAUUGGAAAUCGUAGGUUAAUAGAUUCCACAAUAAAAUUCAAGCUUUUUAUACAUAUUUUUCCUUUUUCUAUAACGAAAUACUUGUUUUGGUACGAAUUAAAUGGUGAAGGGGAUGCGUUCUUAUGAAACACUUUCGAUGUAACUUCUACGUAGAAAUCUAUAAAAAUAUUGUAACCAACUUAAAUUCGCUGUUGUACAGGCGACAUGUGUAUUAAAGUGUUACAUAUUUGUUA
This is a messenger RNA of Spodoptera litura, 7240 nucleotides long. RefSeq names its product nuclear transcription factor, X-box binding stc (gene stc). Gene Ontology annotation, biological process: negative regulation of transcription by RNA polymerase II. NCBI's taxonomy places the organism in Eukaryota, Metazoa, Arthropoda, Insecta, Lepidoptera, Noctuidae. Gene Ontology annotation, cellular component: nucleus. Gene Ontology annotation, molecular function: zinc ion binding; DNA-binding transcription factor activity, RNA polymerase II-specific; RNA polymerase II transcription regulatory region sequence-specific DNA binding. The record is from RefSeq and is a predicted model, not a curated record.